GCGGCUUACUGGAAGACCUCUCGACACCGACAGAAACGAAAAUGUUCGAAAUGCUGGAUGAAUAUGAUGACAACAAUAAGAUGAUGAUGGGUGAGGAUGAAACAGAAUAUUUCGUAGAAAACCAAACGUCGCCGUCUCGUGACGUAAACGCUGAGGAUGAGAAAUUGAAGCGCAUCAAGUCUUCCGAUUCCCUGUCGAUAAACCACGACCACGAAGAAUUCUCCUCGGAUGACGAAUUUUCUCCAUCCGUUUCAAGGCCACACCGUGAAGUCCCGUCACAAACAACAGCAUCAAAAGGAUGUUUUGUUAAGUCUGAACCAGACAUUCGUGUCAUUACGGUCGACACUGAACAGAAAUCUGAAAUGUCGCCUAUGGUUCACGAAGUCGCCGAACAAUUGAAGUCGACUUCAGAACCUCAGCUGCGAGUCCUGACUUUCAGCACUCCUCGGUUACCCGUAAACAAGGUACAAGGCAAGAGAAACAAACGAAAACGAGGCGACCUUGCUUAUCAAGACAAAGAAUUCCUCAGACUGGAAAAGCGACGUCUCGAAUUGCAGGAACAACAACUAGGAAUUUUGAAAGGUAUACAGAAGCAAAUGGAAAUGGACUCUGAAAGAAACAAUGCUUUCCAGCUGGAGUUUCUUGAGAUAUUGCGGAAAGGAAUUAAAACAGCACAAGUUUCCGCAGAAAAAUGACAAAUACGCACAAAACACACACACACACACACACACACACACACACACACACACACACACACACACACAUACACAUACACAUACA
Molecule: messenger RNA, 780 nt
Organism: Penaeus chinensis
Lineage: Eukaryota; Metazoa; Arthropoda; Malacostraca; Decapoda; Penaeidae
Exons: 3
Coding region: 42-695 (217 amino acids)
Source: RefSeq, a predicted model, not a curated record